Messenger RNA from Penicillium coprophilum, 3168 nucleotides. RefSeq names its product TBC domain-containing protein. The transcript has 2 exons. Lineage: Eukaryota; Fungi; Ascomycota; Eurotiomycetes; Eurotiales; Aspergillaceae. Bases 1 to 3168 code for a protein of 1055 amino acids. The record is from RefSeq and is a predicted model, not a curated record.
AUGGCAGAUUCCGAAGUCCAUUCCCAGCGGCGUUCUUCCUCCCAAGCGUCAAGCGCCUCGAGCAGAAGUCGAAAUGCUAAAAUCACUCGCGCCAAAAUGCAGAAACGGCACUCAGGCUCCUCCCACACAACAACCGAUUUGACCUCCGAAGAUGGAGCGGAAUCGAAUGGAGGUAGCACUGGCCGGGGGCGGAAGGCUACGCUCGCAAAUUUGACAACCGGGCCGUCGCACAAAUCAGGCCGAGCUGCCCUCUUCGCCGAUUCCGUCCCGACACAUGAUAUUCCAGGUGCCCUACAUUUGGCCGAUGAUGCGCACAUUGAGCGACUGGUUGCUGGAACAGGAGCCGUGAAGAUGGUGAGGCAGUUCGCCCGCGAUCUGGCCCAACGGGAUGCUGAGAUCUCGGCCCUCCGCCAACGCGCCGAUGCAAGGGAGCGAGAACUGAAAAGAAUGUUACGAGACGUGUCUGUGUCCAACCAAGACAUUGAACGACGUCUAUAUCAGUUGGAGAAUCCGCCGAACGAUCGUGUCUCGGAUGCAGAAAGCACUCAUAGCAGCGAUCAUGCUGGUCAAACCUACUCUGGCCUAAACGGAUUGAUGUCUCAAGCUAUGGAAGACACUGUGGGCUCUCGGCCUUCUAGCGACUCUGCAGAAGCCCAGGCCACCAUUCGAGCCCAGCGUUUAGACAAUGAUCUCCGAGGCAGCGGGACCACUGACAGCCGGAAGCGUCAAAGCUCGAUUCGGGGCUGGCAGGAAUACUUUUUUGGAUCGGCUAACACAAGCCGGAAAACUAGCCGCGCCAGUAGCAUCAUGAGUGGUGUUGGUGAACUCGGAGAAGAAGAAACGGAGCGUCUCCGAGUGCCUAGCAAUCCUGCAAUGCGACGCAAAGCGAUUGAUGAGCAGCUAUUCCAGCCCCCAGAUGGCCCAGCACAAAACACACCGGCGAAGCGCGUUGCUGGCACGUCCACAAAUUGUGAUGAUGCAAGCAUUCAUUCUCGCAAAUCUUCACGAUCUCUCGGCUCUUGGACUGUUAAGUUAUUUGCUGGCAAUCCCCAGUCGAGCAAAGAAGCAAGUGAUAUUGAGUCUGCCCACAAUAAACCCCAACACAGAAUGCCAGAAGGAGAUAAGAGUGCUUCGUCUACACUAUCUGGCAACUCCAAGAGUUCAAUGUCGGCAAUGGCCGCACUGAAGAGGAUCAACAGCAAUGCCAGCAUGCCUACUACUGGACGAUCUGCCAGUGGAUCAAGCGUCCAGAGCAAAAUAAACUCUCCUGCCCCUCGACGGACUGCAGCUGGUAGUGUGUCUCAAGGCGUGGCGUCGGAGUCUAUGGAUAGAGGCUCCACAAAUCUUGGACCUGUCGAGAUGGACGCCAUUUUGCCCAUGGAAUCCAAGCCUCCGACGCUCACGCCUAUCUAUAACAAUUCCCAAGCGGGCGAGUUUCUCACUGACCGAUUCGGUUUCAUUUAUGAUCAACACAGGAAGAAGCGUCAGAGAGAAGCCAACACUACCAAGAGCAGCAUUCACCGUCUGAGUAUAACCGAAACUCUCGGUACUCUUCGAAGUGAUGCGUCAGAUCAUGAGGAUGACCCCGAAAUCACAAAACUUCGGCAUGGACCUUCUGAUGGCUCACGUUCCCUGCCUGACUCGCCAGAUGACCCUGAUAGUGGAGCUGUUGCCAUCCGUCGCUGGCAGGACUACCUGAGGAUCCCGUCCCGCCCCACGGAGCUAUUGUCCCACACGCCCUCCGCAGGCCCGAUUGUCUCUUUAACAACGGCAGGAGAAAAUCGCUCCCAUAGCUCUUCUGUUUCAUAUGACAAAGACGGGGCGCUGGCCAUUGGCUCCAGCGCACAACCAUCUGCAUCUACCUCGGCUAUCACAGCCGACCGCCCCGAAUUCGCCGGUUUGUCAUCAGACCAACUCAAAGACACAGCAUCCAGGUUCACUGUCGCAGAUAUGGAGCCCGUAAAAAUGUUAUUGGAACAGUUGACUGAUCUCCAUGACACUUUGCAACGCGAUCGGACCGUGAGAUGGAACGAGUUCCUACGCAAAGUGCGUGCUGAACGCCGAAAAGAGGGCGAAGCGGCAGCCGCUGCAGCAACUUCUGAUCGAUCUCUCGCUGCUGUUGACACCCCGGAAGUCUCGCUCGCCGACGGCGAAGUUGUAGGCAUCGCAGGUCUAGGCAACAAAGGCAAAGUUGGCCGAGCGAAAUGGCGCGAAUUCCGGAUGCUCGUACUCGGCGGCAUCCCAGUUGCUCUUCGCGCCAAAAUUUGGUCUGAAUGCAGUGGGGCUUCGGCAAUGCGAAUUCCUGGCUACUAUGAUGAUCUCGUCCAUGGUGUUGGCGGAUCGGACCCCGAUCCCUCUGUCGUCGCACAAAUCGAUAUGGAUAUACGCCGCACUCUUACCGAUAAUGUCUUUUUCCGCAAAGGGCCUGGAGUCAGUAAACUGAAAGAGGUUCUGCUUGCUUACUCGCGCCGUAACCCAGAAGUAGGCUACUGCCAGGGCAUGAACCUCAUUGCAGGUUCUUUGCUGCUCAUCAUGCCCACUGCCGAGGAUGCGUUUUGGAUUUUGACCUCGAUGAUCGAGAUUAUCUUGCCCCAGCACUACUACGACCAUGGCUUGCUUGCCUCUCGUGCCGAUCAGGUAGUCUUGCGCCAGUAUAUCUCAGAGCUGCUCCCCAAACUCUCAGCCCACUUGGAGGAACUAGGUAUUGAGCUAGAAGCACUCACCUUUCAAUGGUUCCUCUCUGUCUUUACAGACUGUCUCUCUGCGGAGGCACUGUAUCGCGUAUGGGACGUGGUUCUAUGUCUCAAUGUGACCAGCGCAGUCAACGGCUCCGGGUCAAAUGCCUCUGGUACUAAGGAGAGCAAUGACAAGACUACCAAGGUUGCCGAGAACCAUACUUCUGGCAGCGGAGGCGGAAGUACAUUUCUGUUCCAAGUUGCUCUCGCACUUCUCAAGCUCAACGAGCAGCAGUUAUUGACGACCUGCUUGACGCCGGCCGCGCUCUAUACAUACAUCAACCACCAAAUGACCAACCACGCCAUCAGUAUCGACGGGCUGAUCCAAGCCAGUGAAGCACUGCGUAAUGUGGUCCGCCGUGAGGAUGUUGUUACUCGUCGUGCUGAUGCUCUGCAAGAAAUGCGCGAAUUGAGCAGCGGUGCAGGCAUCUAG